AUGGCUCGUGGAGAAGGAACCACGUCAACAAAGACCAAAAAGGGGAGCAUCGCUCCGAAGGCUCAAUCCUUGGAAAAGGAGGAAGCGCCUAAGGAAUCUGCCGAAAUCAAGGUUCCAGAAGCACCCAAACGCACCAGGGUGCCAGAUGCCAUCCAGAGGAAAUUGGCGGCCGAGAGACAGAAGGGCCCCCAGCCCAGCAGGUUGGCGCAGGAAUUGCGCAGUUACCAGGCCGAAAGGAAGAGGCAUUCGAUGGACGUAUAUGUCCAGAUCACAGGUCUGGACUCAGGGAAAAUGCGCGGAGUCAAGGCGCUGCUUGACAGCAGCUGCAGUACCUGCUGCAUCGAUACCGACUACGCGCGGGCGGAGAAGUUGGAUAUCCAAGAGCUUCCGCAACCCAUUGUGGCUCGUAAUGCCAACAACACCGAGAACAUCAGCGGUUGGAUCACGCACUACGGAAAGCUCGGAUCUUCAUUGGUCUUGAUUGGCUGA
This is a messenger RNA of Mycena citricolor, 489 nucleotides long. The record is from the annotation of a GenBank genome assembly. Lineage: Eukaryota; Fungi; Basidiomycota; Agaricomycetes; Agaricales; Mycenaceae.